AUGAUGAAUCAAGUUGCAUUUAUAUUGUGUUUAACUACACUUAUUAUUUGUUCGGUAUCAUGUUUAUUUUCAUGUGCUAUACUAAUUUGUGUUAUUCAUCAUCUUUGUCAUAAUCGUUUACAACAAGAAGAUCGAAUAAUAUUUAUUCAUUGCAUUAAUAUUUAUUCAUUAGUUUUGGCGUAUAUUGGAAUAAUAGCAUCAUUUAAUAUUCAAACAGUUCUAGGAAACUUAUAUGAAUAUGAUUUUAAUUCAUCAUGGCCAUGGUGUAUAUUUGCAGGAUAUAUAACUCCUAUUUUAAUCGGGUGUAUAUAUUGGGCUUUUGUAAAUCAGGCAUUCUUUCGUCUUUGUCGAGUUGUAUAUCCAUCUAUACGAUGGCUUCAAUUAUACCAGUUAUAUAUUAUUUUACCAUUCAUAGAAUUAGUUUUCAGUUGUAUUUUAAUGAGUUUGAUUCUAUUUUUACAUUCUGUUGUUUAUCUUCCAACAGAUUAUUAUUGUUUUGUACCAUUUACAAAUGUGUAUAGUAUGCUUUGGCUUGCAUUUAAUGGUUACGGGAAUCAGAUUGGUGUAUUAUCAUUUAUUUAUAUCCGCAUUACAAUUUUUCUUCGGCGUCAAACAAAUACUCAAACACUUAUAGUUAGACAACGACAAGAACGUGAUUUUCUUAUCAUUCGACGUAUUCUCAUAAUUGUUGGUGUCUUAAUAAGUCUUGGAAUACCUGCUAUAGUUUUUCUAGUGACGGCAUUUAUUACACAUGAAGAACAUCCUCUCACUGGUAUUGGAGCUUCUGGUGCUAUAUAUGGUUUAUCAUUAUUUUCCAUUGUAGAACGUCUUAAUGCAAUGAAAACAAAUGUCGAUCAUCACCGAUUCAUAUUUAUGCAAUUAAUUCUAUUUGUUGUAUUUCCUAUGACCAUCAUCAUAUCUUUAGCGACUAUUCUUCGCAUGAAUGUGGGACAUGCAGCUCAUUUUGGUGGUGCUUUAGUAGGUUUUCUGUUUGGUAUCGGUAUGUUUGGUUAUCCAUGUCCAUAUUCAUCGAAUAAUAAUUAUUGUAACUUUCAAAAGGCAUGCCGAUGGAUAGCAUUUCUUUUUCUUUUUAUCUACUUUGUUUUUACUUUCACUAUUUUUUUCCUAAUGGAUGCUCCUGAAUGUGAAGUUGUUAGUUUUGGAAACAUCUAUCAUCAAUUUCCUCAUCAUUAUGAAAUGAAUAUAUCGUAA
Adineta steineri is the source of this 1212-nucleotide messenger RNA. Lineage: Eukaryota; Metazoa; Rotifera; Eurotatoria; Adinetida; Adinetidae. The record is from the annotation of a GenBank genome assembly.